CUGUGUCCAGUGGGUCCAGGAGGAAAACGUCCUUGAAACCUAAGAAUUCACUUGCCCCUCAUAUAUAUACACGUUCCUAACAGUUUCUGUUGAUACUAGAUACGAUAGUGUUGGAACAAUUAGAUUACGGUCUCAAGACUGAUUACUGGAGCAAAGUUCUUUUAGAUUAUAAAAUUUUCCGUUCGUGGACGUAAUAACUGAACAUAUCGUCGUUUAAGGCGUAGUUCGAGAGAAUGGCAAAACUUCCGCUGCUUUAAUAUGAAUGUUUAACUUUUUCAGUUAUUUUCUGUUAUUUUUGGCUAGUUUUUUUCAUUGUUAUUAAGAGAUUUUUGAUAUUUAAGUGAAGCCGCCGUAACCCUAACCCUUCGAAAAUUAAAGCAGGAAUGUGUGUGUCCUUCGGCCGAACAUCACCAACAAGACUCGUUGAGAAUUGUGCCGAAUUUCGUUGUCGGAGCACCCCUGCCAGUCGAACAGCGAAAACCACCUCUUCGGUGAGGUUCGAACGUACCACCACCAGAAUUCGGGCGACAUGAACGGCCGAGUAUACGCCGUCAAUCGGUCGCCAGUACUCGCUUGGAAUGUGGAAGUACCUUAUGCCGACAUGCCUGCCGCUGCUGCCGCCAUAUCUCCCAUUGUACCGGCAGCCUCCGACCCCUAUGGACGAUGCUGGCAAAACCAAGUCGACCCUGGUUCAAGUUUUCCAUAUUUUGGAGCAUUAUAUAACAACUCGUUACCUCCAACUGCAUACAGAUUGCAACCUGGGUGCAUGCCUAACCUUGGGCAGUUCUGGCCUCCAACACCACCCCCAGAUGGUUGUGGAAGAUUUGAUGGGAAUAAUUUGUAUUUCGGACAUCCAGUUUUGAGACAUGGUGAGAAUUUGACCUCAAAUUUAAGAAAUUCUCUUCAAGGUUUGGGCCAUUACUCACAUCUAGCUGAAACACCCAAAGAGUCAACACAGCGAGUUUUUAAGCAAGAGAAAGUACUUUCUCCAAAUGUCAACACAUCUAGUAUGUCUAUGUGUUCAUCAGGAUCAAAGUCUGACAAUCUAAAUGCUUGCUGUGUUGUUGAAAGCAAGCUAAAAUCUCAGUGUUCAGUUUCACGUAGUCUGCCAAAACAAGAACUCCUUACGGUUUCUUCAGGUCAUGAGCCUUAUUUAUUUGCUUCUGAUAUUAGAAGCAGCUCAAGUAUGCAUCCAUCCACAGAUAAAUCUUGUUUCUCAUCUGCAUAUUCAUUAAAAGGAAACAUCCAUAGUCCACCUCAAGAAAAAUCUAUGCCUGCAACCCAGGAAAACAACUGUAAUGCCUCACCACUCAAGAAUGUUUAUUUUUCUCAUUACGAAAGUGAAAACUCUAUGCAAUUCAAGAACUCCAUCGAGAGAGCCGGAGACGAGCACUUCUACUCCGAUCACAAACAACCACCCUCAUUGAACUCUAGCAAAUCCAAGCAUCCUCUUCAGCCUCUGAGUGAUUGCCAUUUCAGUAGCAAUUUUUCGAAAAAGUCCGAUUUUCACGGCAUUCAAGACUUUCACAAGACUGUGACUACUCAAAGAAUUAGUGAUACUUCUUUUAGAGAACAACAUAAGCAAAAGACUAGUUCUUCUAAAGUAAAGCCCGAAAAAAGCAAUCCGUACGAUUGCAAAUAUCAAAAAUCUAACUCCAGGAGCUCUUCGGUUAUUCAAAUUUCUGAAAAUAAGACCCCCGAGGUCUUGAAUAUCCCUACCUCAAUGAUGCAGCCUAAGAUAGAGCCAAAAGAUAAAUAUUUCAUGUCUAGUUGUCCGUCAACGUCAUCCAAUUGCUUGGCAUCGUCGUACGCUUCGAGUUCUAGCCCUUUUAUUUUAACAAACUCUUCAUCUAGGUCAGAUGUGAGUAGUUACCAAAAUAGUUUUUACCAGAAUCCGUGUUCUCUUAACAAGUCGUGGUCUUACAAUGACUUGCCAAUGAUUUCGCCUGACAAUUAUUUCAAACCCCCAGAAGCAGCAAAACCUCCUUCUCGGAAUCAAAAUUAUGCCUCUCCAGUGUUGCAUGAUAACUUGAUUUCUGUUGCUCAAACUGCACCACCUGAUAUGCUUGUUACCAAAUAUGCUGUUCAUUCAUCAAGUCCUAACAUUUGCUCUCCUGUGAAAAAGAGAGUAGAUUAUGACGUUGAUGAUGAAGUCCAGAUCAUUGGUGUUCAAAAUAAAUCUUCAUCUUCGAAGCAUAUUAGCAAACACAAUUCUGAGAAAAGAAUAGAAAAUCAUCAACCAACUUCUAAUUUAAGUCCUCUUUGCUUAAAGAAUCAGUCUAGAGAUGAAAGUUUGGGAGAAAGUGUGCCUACCUCUCAAAAUCAAGAAAUUAACAUAAUACCUCCAAGGUGUCAUAGUACCACUGUACCUCCAAAGCAAUCACCUCUAACGCUUGAUAUUCCUGAAAGCAAUUUAGAGAGCAGUGCAAAUCUGAACGACUGUGAUGUGGAAUUCAAGCACUCCGUGAAAGUCGAACCUCAAGAUGCACCUUCUACAAACGAAUCUGAGAACAAAGUGCUCGAAAGUGAUCUUGCUCGGGUAAAAAAGGAAAGUGAAAAUACGCUUAUUACCUCACAAGAUGUUGAAGCUCAUAACAAGAAUGAUUGUGUUGCAAUGGAUACAGAAACCACAGUUGAAAAUGCUAAGACUGAUGUGGAAGUUAAAAACAGCAAUGUGUUAGAAGCAAAUAAAGAAGAAAGCAAACCGUUGCCCGAAUUCAAUGUGAAUCAUGGACUUCAUCUUUUGUUGGAUACAAUAGAGAAAGUCACAUCAUUCGAGGUAUCUAGCCCUUUAAAAACAAAUUCAAAUCUAAAAACAGAAGAUGCUUCAAAUGUGAAAGAUAAAUGCAAUCACCCGUGUAAUUCUUUGAAAAUCCGAGGACUCGAAUUGCUAUCUACCAUUGCUGUGGAGCGCUUGGUUUCGGAAUUCGACGUGAUAAAAAUUGAGCCAAAAGAUUCACCCGUGUGUUCAAAUUAUCCCCAAAUAAAAGAAGAGCCAAAACAAUGGCCAGAAGAUGAACUUUCAAAGCAAGGGAAUGAAGUGAGUGAAAAACCAGUUUCAACUGUGUUUGAAAUGCACGAUAAACUUUUGGAAUUGCAAAAAAAAUAUAAGCAGAAACAGAAAGAACUUUUGCGAUUGAAGCCCAAAAAGAGGUUUGCAAAUAUGUAUAUGAAAGAUUGUCCCAAAUUGGAAAGGGAAAGUUUAGCUCAAAAAUCAGAUUCUAAUUCUAAUAGUCAAACAAAUGAUGCACAUGACAGUUCUGCAAAUGGACUUCUUGAUAGUGAUCAGUGCUUUCCUGAAACUGAGGAUGGAAAUAAAUCAGUGCCAGAACACAAAUAUAAGAAUUCUAUUAAAGGUGAUGUAGUAAAAAGGAGGCCAAAGCGUUGUCAAGCAUCAUUUAAAAAAGAAUCAUCCGUCGAAAUACUUUCCGAAGACGAAGUUAGAGACAUGUGUGCCCGAAGACGCUUCACACGAAGAAGUUCAGGCAGGAAAUGUAUGAAAUUUUUGCGAUCUAGCAUUGAGAGGAAGAGAUUGUCUGUAUCGUCGUAUUCUAAGAAUAUUACACGCCAUCAGCAAAAAAGGUUAUCCAGGUUGAAGAAAAAGAAGGAACAUUCUGUUGACUCAAGUUCAGAUGCAAGUUCAAAGGCAUCUGUGAACAAUAGCUCAGUCAAUGAUAGCAGUCUUCCAGAAAAUAUUAAAAAAUCAAAAGCGUAUUCUUUGCGUCAUUCAUCGCAGAGUCGAAUCAAGAAAGCAGAACCUAUUUCUGAUUGCUUAGCAUCAUUCUCCAAAGCUCUUCCAAGUAAAAGGAAAUCUGACAAUCCUAAAAGAUAUGUACCAUCGAAACAAGGGAAAAUGAGUGAGACCAUAAUAGCAAAGCACUUGCGCAACCGUAUUCUUUUCGAUACAUCUGGUUCAGUUUCAGAUGAAGAAAAUGCUAAGGAUGGUGUUCCGGAUGAUCUGUAUGAUGCGUUUGUAAAAUGUCAUUUGGUUGAAGAGAGGCAAAAAGGUCAAUUCUUGGGAACUGAUGAAAAUUGUGAAACUUCUGCUGAAAAUCCCCUAGGUUAUCCGGACCCAAGCAAGUUAACUAUAGAAAAUCUUGUAGAAAGUCAUCGUUUGUUAGCUUUAGAAGAAGGAUUAUUUUAUGCUGGUCACAUUAAAGAAUGUAUUACUUCUAAUAGAUAUGGCAUUGCUUUAGAUGGACAGAGAGGAAACAAGCUUCAUACUUUUACUAGAGAAGAGCUAUUAACGCAAACAAUAGUUGAAUCCAAGCCUGUGACUUCUAAUCUGCCUGAGGGAACCAGAGUUUGUGCAUAUUGGAGCCAACAGUACAGGUGUCUUUAUCCUGGUGUUAUUGGAAAAGCGCCAUGUCCCAGUGCAGACUGGUCAGAACCCAGAGUUUUCGUUCAAUUUGACGACGGUGAUUCCGGCCAAAUACCUAUUAAAAAUGUCAGGCUCAUACCUCCUGAUAUUAUUCCAAGUGGAACUGAUUCAAGGCUAGAAAAUGCAGGUUUUCAAUCAGAGUCAAAAUGCAAGGAAAAUUGUUCUGGGAAAGCACCUCGAAGGUUGCGGUCUUCCACGCCUAAAAAGAAACACAAAAGGGUUCCAAAUGAAAACGAAUCCAAAGACUCCAGUUGUACGAGUGUCAAUGAUUCCUCUUGUGAUGAUAGUUGUUUCAUGGAUUACUCUUUAUCACCUAGUCAAAAUACAGAAGUCACAAACACCACCGAAAACCACCAACCUUCUUCCUCCUUAAAUUAUUCUAAAUCAGAGAAAAAGCAGAGAAAGCAUUCAAAGCGAAAAAUAGCUUCUCGAACAAAAUCCAACAGAGAUGUAGAAGAAGGGAAAGAGAGAGGUGAGACAAAAACAAAACGUCAUAAGAAAUACAAGGAGAAGCAUCGCAGGCAUCAUCAUCACCACCAUCGUCAUCAUCACCAUCACCACCACCAUCAUCAUUCAAAGAAACGAAAGCAUCGUAGAAAGACUGGAAAAAGCCCAUCGUCUCAGGACUUAGAUUAUGAGAACUGCAUUCCAUGCAAGAAAACCAACCUCAAAUCACACAAGACGUUUGAUGUAGUCAGCACAGACCUCACGCAACAUUCCAGUAAUAUGCAACUACCUCAAGCCGAAAAAGACUGAGAAAUCAGAAUAUAUAUAAAUAUACAUACUAUAUAUAUAUAUUUUAAAUAAUUUUGGACUUUUUUUGUUAGAGAGUUUGAGUAAAUGUUUUACGCAAUUCAUCAAAAUAUUAGAGGUGCACCAAAUACUCGGUUUUUGACCAUUGUUUGCUGACUAUAUUAAAAUUUCACUAAGUAGUUUCACUUUCCUAAUUAUAAUAAACUCUUAAAAAUUAUUACUAAUUUAUUGAAAAUGUUUAAUUAAAAAUAUAAGAUUAAGAGUUAACAGAGAGCAAUUCUGCAUAACCUUUUCCAUACAUUGUUUUGCCUGCAAAAGGUUAAUCUAUAAAUUAAAAAGAAAAAAAACCUAAAAAUAAUAAUUGUGUUUAACCUAACCUUUUUUAAUUUUAAAUCUAAUUUGAAACACAGAAAUCUUAUUUAUAAUCUAAUUUAAAGAAAAUCUAAUUUUUAAAAAAAAAACUGUUCAAAAAAUUUGUAUUAGUAUGUAUCUAAGUAAAUUAUCUUAAAUAUGUGACUUAAUAAUUGAGAGAAAAAUUAUUGGUAAUUAAGCUAAUUACCUUUACAUCACUUGAUAAUUGAGAAAGAAACUACUUUUAACUAACGUACACAUAAGCAAAGUUUACUUGUGUAUUUUGGUCUAAAUAUUUGGUAUGCAGUUGCAUUCAUUGUCAAACAUUCUUAGUUUAAGAACAAUUAAUUGUUAUUUGGUGCAUCUUUAGAAAUUAUAACUCCUCAGACAAAAUUUAAAUUCAGGAAAUUUCUGAAUUUAAAUUUUUUUUGAAUUAUCUAAUUUCUGUAUACAAGGCUGUUUACAUUCGAUAUUUGAAUUGUUGAACUUCUAUAUUCACAUUUCCCAAAAGCAGAUUCUUAAAUAGUUAUGCCAGUUUACUGGAAAGUUUCUAAUAUUUAAUCAGUCUUUAUGCAACAAUUGUUUUUUUUUAUUGCGUUAAUUCUAAAAUUUAAUCAAAUCUAGAAGAGUUGAUUGGAAUAAAUUUGACCAAUAAAAAUCAGUCUUUUAUUUAAGCAUUUUAUUUUUGAAAAAGUUAUAUUGUGAUGAUUUUUUUUUUGUGUGAAUAAUUUAAGUAAUUAAGUGUCAGUAAUUUUCAAAAAUCUUUAAUUUUUUUCGCUUUGCAUGAAGAAAAAAGCAUUGUUAUCUUAUGAUUCUCUUUGUGAGUUACUGUGCAUAUAAAAGUGUCAAUUUUUAAAGAAACGGGAUUAAAACAUUUUAUAGUAGAUGCCCAGACGAUAAAAUUUAAAAUUUUCACUUAAGGGAAUUUUUUUUUCAUGAAGCAGUUAAAGCUUUCAUUCCUGGAAUUUUAUUUUUUAAAGUCAAUUUGAAUGUUAACUUUUUUCUUAUAAGACAACUUAGAAUGUCUAUUUUUUUAAGUUUCUAAUUUAAAUUCUUUUUUUAUAAUUUUAACUUUCUCAAGUAUUAAACUUAGUGCAUUAAAGAUUAUUUUUUUUAAUCAGCAGAUUUCAUACAACAAUAGUUAUUAAAUUGCAAAAAAAAUGGGGGAGGAAAUCAAUUCAUUAUCAAUUUAAUCUUAAGCUUGAUGUUUUUGGAAAUUGUGAACAUAGAAGUUUCAUGUGUGUAAACAACACUAGAAUUAAACAUCAGCUUGCCAUUUUCAUUUAACAAUUUAUUGCUGCUAAUUAUUUUGGAGUGUUGAGUAACAAAAUAAAUGUUUACUGCAUUAAAUAAAAAUGUUGCACCAUUAUCACAUUAAAUUAUUGUUUAAAUGAAUAUUUUGUGUUUUCUGUUUAAGAAAAUUUAAGAUUGUGCUUAAAAACAUUAAAUAUUUUUAUUCCUAAUUUUUUGCUGAUAGAAUAAUUUUUAAGUUUUGCGUUUAAAAAAUGUCAUAUUUCUUAAUAUCUUAACUUUUUUUAUUGUUAAAAUAAUAAUAAUAAAAAAUCUAUUAUUGUGUCCUGAAGAUUUGGAACCAAUAAAAUUUUCAUUUAAUGUUUUUAAAUCAUUGUUUAUAGCAGUUUUAUGAAAUUUAUUAUAGUCUGUUAUAAGAACUUGUUUAAUCUUCUCUAUACCUAUUAUGAAAGUUAAUUAUUUUUUAUGGCUUUUGUAUUAUUUCUAGAUUUUUUAUCUAGUGUGCAAUAAUGGCUUAUACUUUAUUAAUUCCAUUUGUUAAUGUUAUAUGAAUAUUUUAUUUAUUAAGAAAUUUGUCUUUUCAAAGCUAUUUUUUGAUGUUUGUUUUAUACAACUGAACAGGCAAAUAAUUUAAAUUGUUUCUUCAUUACUUUUAACGCUCCAUUUAAUUGUAACAAUUGUUAUGCCAUAACAUGUUUCAAAUUGUUUAGUUUAAUUGAAUAUAACAUUUUAUGAAUGUUUUUUUUUCCUAAUAAAUGUAUGAAAACUAAUGUUGCAAAACUGGAGUUAUAAAGCUCUUUUUGGAAUAGGGUCUACUAAUUUAUUUUAGAAUUUGCAAUUCUAAUUUCAUCGCACAAAUUGCUCAAAAAAAUGUGCAGUUGAUUUAAAAAAUUUAGAACCAAUAGCUUGAAGUACAAAUAACAUUUCAUGAUGAACGUUAAAAUUUCUAUAAGAAAGUAUUCUGAGAUGUUUGUAAAUUAGUAUAAUUUCUUGCUUGGAACUUGUAUGAUUGUGUAGAAUAUUGUAAAUAAUAAUAAUGCUGAUGUGGGGGAAUAAGUUAAAAAGUAUGGCACUUUGAAAUUUAAUUUUUUGUUAUUCUUAACUCUUUUAAAAAUUGUAUAUAAUGUACAGUAUAAGUGAAACCUCUUAAUGAUUUUAUUUUUUACAAAAGAUUUAAAAGAAUAUAUAUGUAUGAUUCAGUUCUGUACAUUUUGUGUAUUAUAACAAUAAACCUCAAAGUAUGCGAUUUUUCUAAA
Parasteatoda tepidariorum (common house spider) is the source of this 7992-nucleotide messenger RNA. RefSeq lists its product as uncharacterized. The record is from RefSeq and is a predicted model, not a curated record. NCBI's taxonomy places the organism in Eukaryota, Metazoa, Arthropoda, Arachnida, Araneae, Theridiidae.